UAGCUAUUAAACUGCUUCCAACUGCCUCCCAGCACACAACCAACACACGAAACUACCGUCAGAGAAGGCACUAAAGGGCAAAAACUGAGUGAAGCAGCACUAAUUGAUCAACUCCUUGACAAGAUACCAUGGCAAAGAAGGUGGCAGUGAUUGGAGCUGGAGUCAGUGGCCUGAUCUCUCUGAAGUGCUGCGUGGAUGAGGGACUUGAACCCACCUGCUUUGAGCAGACUGAAGAUAUUGGAGGGCUGUGGCGCUUCAAAGAAAAUGUUGAAGAUGGCCGAGCAAGUAUUUAUCAAUCUGUCAUCACCAACACCAGCAAAGAAAUGUCCUGUUUCAGUGACUUUCCAAUGCCUGAAGAUUUUCCAAACUUCCUGCACAAUUCUAAGCUCCUGGAAUACUUCAGGAUUUUUGCCCAAAAGUUUGAUCUUCUAAAAUAUAUUCAGUUCCAGACAACUGUCCUCAGCGUGAAAAAACGCCCAGAUUUCUCAUCCUCUGGCCAAUGGACAGUUGUUACUGAGAGCAAUGGCAAGGAGCAAAGUGCUGUCUUUGAUGCAGUCAUGGUUUGCAGCGGCCAUCACAUCCUCCCUCACAUCCCACUGGAGUCAUUUCCAGGUAUCCAGAAGUUCAAAGGCCAGUAUUUCCAUAGCCGCCAGUACAAGCACCCAGAAGGAUUUGAAAGGAAACGCAUUUUGGUGAUUGGAAUAGGAAACUCAGCCUCAGAUAUUGCAGUUGAGUUGAGUAAGAAGGCUGCUCAGGUGUUUAUCAGCACCAGACAUGGCUCCUGGGUCAUGGGCCGUAUCUCUGAAGAUGGCUACCCCUGGGACAUGGUCUUUCACACCCGCUUUAGCUCCAUGCUCCGAAAUGUCCUGCCACGAACAGUUGUAAAAUGGAUGAUGGAACAACAGAUGAAUCGGUGGUUCAACCAUGAAAAUUAUGGCCUUAUACCUCAAAACAAAUACCUUAUGAAAGAGCCUAUACUAAAUGAUGAUCUUCCUAGUCGCAUACUCUAUGGAGCCAUCAAGGUGAAAUCAAAAGUGAAAGAGCUCACAGAAACUUCUGCCAUCUUUGAGGAUGGAACAGUGGAGGAGGGCAUUGAUGUCAUUGUCUUUGCAACAGGCUAUACUUUCUCUUUUCCCUUCCUUGAAGAUCCACUUGUUAAAGUAGAGGAUAAUAUGGUCUUGCUGUACAAGUACAUGUUCCCUCCUCAGCUGGAGAAGUCAACCCUUGCAUGCAUUGGUCUCAUCCAGCCCCUAGGUUCCAUUUUCCCAACUGUUGAACUUCAAGCUCGUUGGGUAACAAGAGUUUUCAAAGGCUUAUGUACCUUGCCCUCGGAGAGAACUAUGAUGGCAGACAUUAUCAGCAGGAAUAAAAGAAGAAUUGACUUGUUUGGAGAGAGCAAUAGCCAGAUACUACAGACCAAUUACAUCGACUACUUGGACGAGCUUGCCUUGGAGAUAGGUGUGAAGCCAGACCUCGUCUCCCUGUUGCUAAAGGAUCUUAAACUGGCUGUGAAACUCUGCUUUGGGCCCUGCAACUCCUAUCAAUAUCGCCUGGUCGGACCUGGGCAAUGGAAAGGAGCCAGGAAUGCCAUCUUCACCCAAAAACAAAGGAUACUGAAGCCUUUAAAGACACGAGCUAUAAAAACUUCAUCUAAUCUCCCAGCUUCCUUUCUGUUGAAAAUCCUGGGGCUUCUUGCUGUUGUGGUGGCCUUUUUUUUCCAACUUCAGUGGUUCUAAUCUGUCCACACAAUGCUUUUGGCUUUAUCAUCAGUUAGUACUUCUUAAAGAAAAAAGGUAAAAGGAAAAAUACUAAAUCUAAACUCUAAAUUUUAUAGCUGAGAGGAACAGUGGGAGAGGCAGUUGUGGAGAGUUAGCAGAAUUAGGUCUAUUUAUAAAACUGAAAUAGUGUCAGAAAAUAUCUAUUCCAUUCUACCCUUCCCUCAAGUUCAUCAGAUUCUCCAAAAUACACAGUAAAAUAAUACUAGCUAAAUGGUUCAGCCAAGCCCUAAUAGAGGUGAGUUGUGUGGGAAAAUUAUAAAAUUACAGAGAAUGAAAAGCAGGCCCCAUGGUUUAAAUCAUUGGGAAAUUUAAAUCGUGGGUAAAUAUUUGAACUCCUGCAUGUUGUUCUUGAGAGUCUUCUUAUCUGGACUGUAUUUGGUAACAAAGUUCUCAGAUAUUAGGUCAUGCUUUGUGGAAAAUAAUUCAAAACACUAAAGAAAAAAAUGAGAAGAUAGAA
Messenger RNA from Phacochoerus africanus (Common warthog), 2235 nucleotides. It is a transcript of the gene FMO2, whose product is annotated as flavin containing dimethylaniline monoxygenase 2. The transcript is spliced from 9 exons. NCBI's taxonomy places the organism in Eukaryota, Metazoa, Chordata, Mammalia, Artiodactyla, Suidae. Gene Ontology annotation, molecular function: NADP binding; N,N-dimethylaniline monooxygenase activity; flavin adenine dinucleotide binding. Bases 129 to 1736 code for a protein of 535 amino acids. The record is from RefSeq and is a predicted model, not a curated record.